UGGCUCGUGUCGCUGCCACUUCAGUUCAGCCUAGUGGCGCGCGGCAGGGCCGCUACCGGCGGGCGCGUGAGCGGCGGCGGCGGAAGUGGUCGGCGAGCCUGCUCCCCGCCGACAGCAUGCUUCCCCUGUCGCUGCUGAAGACGGCUCAGAAUCAUCCCAUGUUGGUGGAACUCAAAAAUGGGGAGACAUACAAUGGGCACCUGGUGAGCUGUGAUAACUGGAUGAACAUUAACCUUCGAGAGGUGAUCUGCACAUCCAGGGAUGGGGACAAGUUUUGGCGGAUGCCCGAGUGCUACAUCCGUGGCAGCACCAUCAAGUACCUGCGUAUCCCCGAUGAGAUCAUCGACAUGGUCAAGGAGGAGGUGGUGGCUAAGGGCCGGGGCCGCGGCGGCCUGCAGCAGCAGAAGCAGCAGAAGGGCCGAGGCAUGGGGGGUGCUGGGCGAGGUGUGUUUGGUGGCCGGGGCCGAGGUGGGAUCCCAGGCACAGGCAGAGGUCAGCCGGAAAAGAAGCCGGGCCGACAGGCGGGCAAACAGUGAGCCGACCCUCCGUCCGUCCCCGAGAGACUGAGCCGCCGCUGAGCAUCUGCUCCCGCUCCCUGAGGCUGUGUUUCUACUCUCCAGGUCACAAGUGUGUUCAGAACAAAAAGAGGCAGGUGUUGGGGAAGAGCCCCCCUCCCCGCCUGUCAUUUUGUGAUCCU
Molecule: messenger RNA, 697 nt
Organism: Odobenus rosmarus divergens (Pacific walrus)
Lineage: Eukaryota; Metazoa; Chordata; Mammalia; Carnivora; Odobenidae
Gene: LSM4
Product: LSM4 homolog, U6 small nuclear RNA associated (S. cerevisiae)
Exons: 5
Coding region: 117-536 (139 amino acids)
Biological process (GO): P-body assembly; spliceosomal snRNP assembly; nuclear-transcribed mRNA catabolic process
Cellular component (GO): U6 snRNP; P-body; spliceosomal tri-snRNP complex
Molecular function (GO): U6 snRNA binding
Source: RefSeq, a predicted model, not a curated record